Molecule: messenger RNA, 357 nt
Organism: Arachis duranensis
Lineage: Eukaryota; Viridiplantae; Streptophyta; Magnoliopsida; Fabales; Fabaceae
Product: non-specific lipid-transfer protein 1-like
Exons: 2
Coding region: 1-357 (118 amino acids)
Biological process (GO): lipid transport
Cellular component (GO): membrane
Molecular function (GO): lipid binding
Source: RefSeq, a predicted model, not a curated record
AUGGCUACCUCUAUUAGUGUUGUUAAGGUUACAUACUUGACCAUGUUGAUAAUGUGCAUAACUUUGGGUCAAAUGACACAAGCUGUUGAAUUAUGUGGCAAGAUUGAUGCCACAUUAGUACCAUGCGUUGAAUACCUGAGCAGAAACGAACAUAUAAUCCCUCAAAGUUGUUGUGAUGGGGUUAAGAACCUGAAUGCUGGAGCCAAGAGCAAAGAAGAUCGUCAAUCCGUUUGCAACUGCAUCAGAAGAAUGACUAAGAAUCUUAGGGGUCUGAAGCCUGACAAGCUUGCUAAACUUCCAGAACAAUGGUUAACUGAGAUUAUAGGGAGAACUGUGUCGCUGGCUUAUAUUACUUAG